This is a messenger RNA of Cajanus cajan (pigeon pea), 1279 nucleotides long. RefSeq names its product RING/U-box superfamily protein. Gene Ontology annotation, biological process: protein ubiquitination. The record is from RefSeq and is a predicted model, not a curated record. Gene Ontology annotation, molecular function: transferase activity. NCBI's taxonomy places the organism in Eukaryota, Viridiplantae, Streptophyta, Magnoliopsida, Fabales, Fabaceae.
CAAUUCAAAGACAUUUAUUUGUUUUCGAUGUCUCUCUGCCCCAAAAAUAGAAAGCCAAAAAUAUCCGAUUCUCUUAGAAUAGCAAACCACCAUUCCAUCAAUAUAUCAUCACAUGUAGUGCAUGCUCAACUAAUGCUAUUGCUGGUCCCUUCUCAACAUUUUCAACUCUCUUUUUAUUCUUAUUCAACAAUUCUCUAUUAAUAUAUGUUCCAUACAUUUGUAUCUGCAUUGAAUAUAUGGCAGUGGAAGAAGGACUUUGAAUGUUAGGAAAGAACUGAUCGAGUGAUGAUGGCAAGGUGGUAAAAAAGGGUUUGUGACCACAAUUUUAGCUGCAUCGUCAAUGUUUUUAGAGUGUUCAUAACCAUAAUUGUGGCCGCAUCAACUUUAUUUGUCUGAAGUUUUUUGCAAUAUCAAGAAACGCGACAAAACUACUACCAUAAGUUAAAACCCUAGCUAUGGGUGUUCCACAAACUCCAAUUCCCUCUCCACAUCUCUAUCCACAAGAACUUCAGCUUAAGCUUUACCAAGCCUUCAUAUUCUCAAUUCCCAUACUCUUUUCCAUCAUUUUGGUUCUUUUGUUUUACUUGUUCUACCUCAAAAGGAGGGCUUCCUCUCUCUCAUCACCACCUCUCCACGUACUUCCUAGAACUACUAAUCCACAAACUACUGAUCUUUAUCCUUCACAACCUUGCCGUUUGGAUCUGACAGUGCAAUUUCUGGACAAACUUCCAAGAAUUUUGUUUGAUGAGGAUUUAAGAACAAGAGAUUCAGUAUGUUGUGUUUGCCUGGGAGAAUUUGAGCUAAAGGAAGAGCUGCUACAGAUCCCUUAUUGCAAGCAUGUGUUUCACAUAAACUGCAUAAGUAACUGGCUGCAAUCAAACUCCACGUGUCCACUUUGUAGAUAUUCCAUCAUUCCCACUACAAAGUUCCUUAAUCUAACACCACCUAUUGUAUCAGAACCACCACAGCAAGGUGGUGUUUCAGGCUCUCCAUCGCACAUCAUCAUGCCAUUGCCUCAUCAACAAGAAGAUGAAGUUGGUGCUUCCACAAAUACCACCAUUUUUCAAGGGAGUGGUGUCUUAAUUAGAUCAUGAUAAUACCUUUUGAAGUGAAACAUCUGUAAGCUAUUCAAUCGACCCUCAUGAAUCUAGAGUUCUGAAUAUCCAAUUGAACAGCAAAAGUUACAUCAUUUUUUUUUUCGGUUUUAAGAUAUCGCGUGAAUUAUGUAUUUAAAAAAACAAUAAUUUAUGAAAUAAAAUGUGGCCUUUCUUUGUCUACA